This is a messenger RNA of Acaulospora colombiana, 275 nucleotides long. The record is from the annotation of a GenBank genome assembly. NCBI's taxonomy places the organism in Eukaryota, Fungi, Glomeromycota, Glomeromycetes, Diversisporales, Acaulosporaceae.
AUGGAGGUGUACAAACCCCUCUUAUGUUUUAAACAUCGACCCUGGCGUGGCACAAGCUCCUAUGAUCUCAUUACGUCAUCUCUUUAUGCACAAAUUGAUAUGCAGCCGGCGAGAUUGGAGACUAGGAUGUCAUGGAUGCUCAUGGAUAAGGUACAGAUAGAAAGAGAACUGCCAAAUCAACCUCUAGAGAUGGCAAUUGAUAAUAGGACAGUACUUGGUGGGGACGCGAGAGGAGUGAUUCGUCCUGCACGAGUUCGACCGUCACCUCUGACGAA